Messenger RNA from Fragaria vesca subsp. vesca, 1980 nucleotides. Its product is annotated as galactomannan galactosyltransferase 1-like. The coding region runs from base 332 to 1705 and encodes 457 amino acids. Gene Ontology annotation, cellular component: trans-Golgi network; endosome; membrane. The record is from RefSeq and is a predicted model, not a curated record. Gene Ontology annotation, molecular function: galactosyltransferase activity. NCBI's taxonomy places the organism in Eukaryota, Viridiplantae, Streptophyta, Magnoliopsida, Rosales, Rosaceae. The transcript is spliced from 2 exons.
UUUGGUAAAAAAAAUUAGAAAUCAGAACAGUAAAAAAUUAUUCUAACCCUAAACUGUCGGUUCAUAAUCUCCCACCCACGUGUUCCUUGAUCUCAAACACUCCACACAACGUGGGACCCUUCCCGGCCGUCGAUGACACAUCUCAGUAGGGGAUGCUCCUUCAACCACACUAGUCCUCUUGUCUCCUCACUCACUCUCUUCACUAGCCUAUCCUAAAUCCUCUCCGAAAUAUCUACCAGACCAGAGUACACAUUCAUCCUUGGCCGCCGAACAUCGCUGUUAACCCUUGUCUGUCACAGCCCCCCCUGAAACCCUCUCUCACUAUUUAACCAUGGUCUCCCCCGAGCCCUCCUCUCACCCCCAACCAAUGACGAAGCCCACUUUGAAAGCCAAAGCCUCCUUAUGGUUCACCGACGGCUUCCUCUUCCUCGGAGGCGCAUUUCUCGCUCUUUUGCUCCUCAUCACUAUCUAUUCCUUCAUAAACCCUAGCCCCUCUUCCUCCCCCAAUUUCGGGCGCGCUGUCACUCCACCGAUAUCCAAUCCUGGUCGCCAUUCCGACCCGGGUCCGGAUUUGAUGUCCGACCCGCCCGACCGGACCUUCUACGACGACCCGGAGCUGACUUACACUAUUGGCAGUCCCGUCAAAAACUGGGACGAGAAGCGGCGCCAGUGGCUGAUGUAUCACCCUUCGUUCGGCGCCGGAGCAGCGGAGCGGAUUCUGAUGGUUACCGGGUCGCAGCCGUCAGCGUGUAAGAAUCAUAUCGGCGAUCAUUUGCUGCUGAGAUUCUUCAAGAACAAAGUGGACUACUCCAGAAUACACGGGAUUGAUUUGUUCUACAACAAUGCGUUCAUGCACCCGGAGAUGAAAACCUACUGGGCGAAGAUUCCGGUCAUCCGGGCCGCCAUGGUGGCCCACCCGGAGGCCGAGUGGAUCUGGUGGGUCGACUCCGACGCGUUGUUCACCGACAUGGACUUCAAGCUUCCGCUGGAGAAGUACACGAGCUACAACCUCGUCGUGCACGGCUGGGCGCAUCUGAUUCUGGACACGCACAGCUGGACUGGGCUGAACGCCGGCGUGUUUCUCAUCAGGAACUGCGAGUGGUCCAUGAAGUUCCUUGAGGCGUGGGCCGCGAUGGGCCCACAGACGCCGGACUACGAGAAAUGGGGGGAGACGCUCCGUGCGACUUUCAAGGACAAGGCCUUCCCGGAGUCGGAUGAUCAGACGGGCCUGGCGUACUUGAUUUACAAAGAGAACGAGAAAUGGGCGGACAGGAUUUACUUAGAGAGUGAUUACUACUUCGAAGGGUACUGGGCCGAGAUAGUCGGAAACCUCGAGAACAUCACCGAGAAGUACACGGAGAUAGAGAAGCGGCGAGGCGACGAGGACGUGGCGCGGCUGAGGAGGCGACACGCGGAGAAAGUGAGCGAGCAAUACGGUGCGUUUAGAGAGAAGUUUCUGAAGGACGCGGGGUCUGGUUACGGUGUGGGCAGCUGGAGGAGGCCUUUCGUCACGCACUUCACCGGAUGCCAGCCAUGCAGUGGGGCCCACAAUCUGAUGUAUUCCGGGACGUCGUGCUGGGACGGCAUGCAGAAAGCGUUGAACUUCGCCGAUAAUCAGGUGCUUCGUAAAUAUGGGUUCGUGCACGCGAGCGCAGUGGAUUCGUCUAUCCAGCCGUUGCCGUUUAACUACCCGGUGGUGUCGUAAGGGGGGUCGUUUUUGGUGUAGUUGUCGUUUGAUUGAUCACGGUCACAUAGAAAAGGCAAACCAAGUCCUCAGGGUUCAAGUUACAAUAUGCACGAGGCUUCUGACUAUUCGGAACUACUAUUGCUUUGUGUAGCGGGACUCUUGUGGCAAUAUACAGAGGGAUAUUGAUUCUUUAUCUAAAAUCAAGAAAUUAUUUCAUCUAGUUACCCUUUAUUCGUUCUGUAGUGGACUGUUAAAAUUUCCUGCAAGUAAAAUGCAUUUACCCCGGUGUGUGU